Melitaea cinxia (Glanville fritillary) is the source of this 1907-nucleotide messenger RNA. RefSeq lists its product as uncharacterized. The transcript has 2 exons. The record is from RefSeq and is a predicted model, not a curated record. Lineage: Eukaryota; Metazoa; Arthropoda; Insecta; Lepidoptera; Nymphalidae. The coding region runs from base 1 to 1899 and encodes 632 amino acids.
AUGAUUCGCAUCGUUUUCGCAUUGGCCUUUGUAAAUUCUUGUCUAUGUUACAAUCAUUCCAGUGUGCUCUACAAUGAAAUUUUUGACUAUCAUAAAGAGACAUUCCUAAAAUCCGAGUUUGCAUAUCAGUUCGCUAUGAAAAUUUUCAAUGCCUUUAGACAGUGGUAUUUCACUAUUACAUUUUGUGAUUUCACUUAUUUCGAAAAUCGAAUUUUGAAAUACAUUGAAAACUAUGACUACGGCUACGCAGUCAUUCUUUUGAACGGAUGCCAAAGUCUUAAUAAUUCCAGAGUAAAACCAAAACUAGACAAACACGGCGAGACUGCUUACAUUAUCACUUCUAGUGAUUUAACCCUCGACGACAGUGAAUAUGCAAUAGAAGCUUUGACAAGAACAGGAGUAUUCAAACCGCGAUCCACUGUUAUAUUUGUAAUAAACGUGCCCAAGCAAGUGGAUUAUUAUUUUUAUUAUUCAAUGGAGAGACAUUUUCAACUGAUGUGGAAUAGAAGCAUAACUAACUCCAUAGUAGUUGUAUGGUCAGAUCAACUUAGGUUAUACGCUUACAACCAUUUCAAAAAAGAAAUAAAGGAUGUAACUGAUGUAAAAGACAUCAGCAAAUAUCUGUCUCAAAUAUACAAAGAUCUCUACGGACAUAAAUUAAGAUUGGGUGUGUUUAGAAAAAUCUACACGUCAGAUAGAACUGGGCCGGUGGAAUGUGCCACAGUACUAUCUAAAACGAUAAUAAAGCUACUUAAUGCAACUUGUAAGCCUCUUGUUCCGAGAGAUGGUAGCACAGUUGGAGACAUAUUGGAUAACGGAACUGCAACAGGAGUAACUGCUGAUCUAUUAGAUGGGUAUGCUGAUUUAGAAUUAAAUUCACGUAUUUUAAUGAAUUCUUAUUAUGGUUAUAUCGAUACAACUUAUCCACUGAUGCAAGAUGAACUGUGUUUUUUAGUAGAAAAGGCACAUAAGCAAUCAACGUUUAUGACUGUAUUCCAACGAAUAUCAAUGGAUGUAUUAAUGCUAUGUGUUAUUACAGUUACAACUUUAUUUGUAAUAACUGUAAUUACUCGUAAAAUAGAAACAAAAGUUUGGACAAUGAUUGAUAAUAGCUCUACUACGGAUACAAUCACUGAUUUAAUAAAGUGUCUAUUAAGACAAACAGUAGACUUCAAAUUUACUGGUCCAUUGUUUCGGUGGCUAGUAUUUUUAACUAUGGCAUAUUCUCUGAUUAUCGAUUGUGCUAUCGAUGGCAUUAUCGUGUCGUCUAUAACAUAUCCAAGAUUCAAAACAGAUAUUAACAGUUUGUCUGAUGUACUUGAUAGAAAUUUAACUAUUGGCGUCCAUAACAGAUAUUUAAAAAUAUUCAAACCAAGUUUGACCGAAGAGAAUAGAGAACGUGUUUUAAAAAGAAUUGAAUUAGUCAACGAUCGGAAAAUUAAAAACAUAAUCGAUAACAGGCAAUUUCAAUAUGCUUUGUUAUUAAGGAAAUUUGAUGCUGAGUACAUUACUCGUAAGCCUUCAAACUACCUGAACGGCAGACCGCUUUUCCAUACAACGACUGAAUGUGCAGUACCUUGUUUCAUCGUUUUCGGUCUGCAUUAUGGAAGUCCAUACCUACCGAGAUUAAAUGAAAUCUUCGGUCGCUUAAGUCAAGCUGGAAUAUUACAACUUUGGUUUGACUCUGAUGACUACACUCUUUUUCAAUCGCGCAAUAAACGACUUUUCCGUGCAGAUAAUAAAGAAAAAAAACCUUUGAAGACAGAAAAUGUUAAAGAAAUUUUUAUCGUAUGGUCGAUAGGUCUCUUAGUAGGCGCGAUCGUUUUUAUCGCUGAAAUUAUUAUGUAUUAUAUAAAUAAAGUAUCACGAAAAUUGUUGUUAAUUAAACAAAAUAAAUAAAAAUUAUA